Messenger RNA from Cyprinodon variegatus (sheepshead minnow), 3852 nucleotides. RefSeq names its product Krueppel-like factor 6 (gene klf6a). The record is from RefSeq and is a predicted model, not a curated record. Gene Ontology annotation, biological process: regulation of transcription by RNA polymerase II. NCBI's taxonomy places the organism in Eukaryota, Metazoa, Chordata, Actinopteri, Cyprinodontiformes, Cyprinodontidae. Bases 213 to 1088 code for a protein of 291 amino acids. The transcript has 4 exons. Gene Ontology annotation, molecular function: DNA-binding transcription factor activity, RNA polymerase II-specific; RNA polymerase II cis-regulatory region sequence-specific DNA binding.
UCCAGCAGCCAGUCUAGAGCGCUGUUUGCAAAAUAUCCUGAGCUGCAAAAGGAGAGGGAAGAAGGAAGUGGAACACUGACGGACGGACUGCUGCUAAAAACAACCUUUUUUUGUGUGUGUGUGGCAUCGCAAAGAGGAUCGCUCUUUGAAACGCAGCUGUAUAGAUUUUUUUCUUUUUGAUUCAUUCAGAAAAAGAAGUUUGUGGAAGAAAAAUGGAUGUUUUACCUAUGUGUAGUAUUUUUCAAGAACUCCAAAUAGUUCACGACACAGGCUAUUUCUCAGCCUUACCAUCCCUGGAGGAGUACUGGCAGCAGACUUGUUUGGAGUUGGAGCGCUACCUACAGAGCGAGCCCUACGUCACCUCGUCUGAGCUUAAGUUCAGCGCCCAGGAGGACCUCUGGAGCAAACUGAUUCUAGCCUGCGGCGACAAGGCCAAAGCUGAGUCUGACCCUAACCUGGCCCCAGCCCUCGAGGAGGACAAUCAGGACAACCAGAUCUUGGACACCAACAGCGUGAACUCUGAUGCCAGCAGUGAAGCUUCGGACAGUUUUGAGGAGCUCUCCCCCACGCACAGCUUUACAUCCAACCCGUUGGGGUCCGUCUUGGUCGGCUCCGGACCUUUUAGCCCCUCGGUCAUCAGCACCCCUCCGUCGUCUCCUGAGGCCACCGUCGGCGCCGCCUCGGCGGUGAACGGCUGGGUGGCCACGCACGCCGGGUUGAACCUGCCGGUCAAAAUCAGGACCGGCGGCGGAGUCGGGGGAGCAGCGGGGAAGGCUGCAGAAAAGACUGGAUCCCUCUGCGGGGACACAUCCCCAGACGCCCGGAGACGGGUGCACAGGUGUCACUUCAACGGGUGUCGCAAGGUUUACACGAAGAGCUCGCACCUGAAGGCGCACCAGCGCACUCACACAGGUGAGAAACCAUACCGGUGUUCGUGGGAGGGCUGCGAGUGGCGCUUCGCACGGAGCGACGAGUUGACCAGACACUUCAGGAAGCACACAGGGGCAAAGCCAUUCAAAUGCAAUCACUGUGACAGAUGUUUCUCCAGGUCUGACCAUCUGGCUCUUCACAUGAAGAGACACGUCUAACGCAGGGCGACCGAGUGGCGACAACUGGGCAAUGCAGAAAGAGGAAUUCCUUUUCUCUCCUUUUUUUUGUUUUUUAUUAUCUGAGGUUUUUUUUUGGUGGAGAUAGAGAGAGGGGAAAGAAUGAAUCCAAACGCACGCCAUCUCUCGACUGGUCUCUUGGUUGAACUGUCCCAGAGAGCAGAGUGGCGAGGAGGGGGGCGUGUCCCAGCCAAAGCAUGCCGUUUUGCACCGUACUGAAAUAACCCAGUGCCUCCGGGACCUCUCUUUUCAGAGAAGGGCGCUCUGAUGGUUGUCUGUUGCAACAAGAGGACGAAAUCACGGACGUCGGGGAGGAAAUCUUUUUUUUUUUCAAUUGAGAACUUUAAUUGCAGAAAAGGACAAAAAAAUGCUUAAAAAAAAAAACAAACAAACAAAAAAAAAAAAGGCGAGUGAAUGAUCUGUAUGUAUGGUGCAUGAUGUUUUGGGGGCAUCUCCCGGACAGCAGAUACACUGGUACUUUACAAACCUGUCUGAGGUAAGCAUGUGUGCACUGUGAAUGUGAGAUUGGCUGACCAGCCCCCCCCAUUUCUGUGUGGAAGAGGAAGAAGAAGAGGAGCGGGAUGAAGAGUUGGAUCGGUGCGGGGCUGGUACCAAUGUUGCUGUGGACUGAAUGAGUUUCUGUGGCAGAGGCAGGGGGGGGGAGACAUUCCUGCUGUUGUUUCCCAGGUGGCAGUAUGAGGUCGUGGCCGCCUCGUCUGUCUGGCACCCUAACUCUGAAGAUGUGGGGAUGGAAAGGGGGGGGGAUUGCUUCUUCUGAAGCAUGUUAGUCCUUGGGUUUGACCAGAAAUAGACAUGAAUCCUUCUGGUAUGUGACCCAGGGAUUGAAGAUCACCCCCUCCCUGAAUGACAGAAACUUUUUUUGAUGGUUCUUUUUUUUUUUUUGGUGCAGCUACUAAAUGUGCAAUGUGUUAUGUAGCCUGGUUUCUUAUUUUUCUACAAGCUACAAAGCCCAUUUGUAGUCCCGACUGUAUAAGCUGUGUGCUUAGAGGUAUAACACAACUAUACUAUUAACUUCAGUAUCAUAGACAGGUGUUGCAUGGUUCUAGGGGAUUGUUCCAUUUUUUUUUCUCCGGUUUCCACAAUAAUCAGGACUGCAAAUAGUUUAAAGAAAAGUGCAGCUAAAACGCAAACGGUUAGAUGUUACAAUAUUGUACAUAAAAGCCUCGACGAUUCUUCUCUUUGUUUGUUUUUUUAUUUAAGUAGAGAUGCACUAAUAUGACAUGAUCAGGUCUGACCUGCACGUAAUGAUUUUGAACAUUUUUUUAUUUUUUUUUUUUGCAGGUUAGUAGUUUUGAAUUGAUCAAAAAAGUGAAGGAAUAAAUCGUACCGCUUUGUGUACUUAACUGUAUGUCUCCAAACUUGAACAGAUUUUUGUUUUUAUAUUAAUAUAUAUAUAUAUAAAUACACAUUUUGUCAUUAAACUUUAAAAAAAAAAAAGUUUCCAAGUAUUUUCUAUUCUAUUUGAUGAUGCCUUUUGAAUAGAGAGGGGAAAAAAAGUGGAGAUUUUAGGUUUUGAUGCAUUUAAAGUGGGAAAACAAGCAGCUUUUUUCAGCUUCUAAAGAUGCUGAUAACAGUUCAGGACUGAUCAGAGGAAAAUCAGCCAGUUUCACACAACUGGCUGAUUAAUUGGUGCAUCUCUACUUCCAUUUCUACAUUCUGGUUUUCCAUCUGCCUGGAGAUUUUCACUGCUGCUCAUAUCCAUCUAAUGCCUCAAAGACUUAAUUUUUUUGCAUACAUUUUUUUAAUGUCUGUCUAUGUGUGUGUGUUUGUACACUUUCUUUCUAUCUAAUAAUGCACUGUUGACCUUAAUGGUGCCUUAUGCAAGUGACCGCCUUGCGUCGGUCGUCUGAGUGAUAUUUUUUUAUUUCAAAGCUAGAUCAAGGCUCAACUAUAAAACUGUCAUGCUGGUUACAGUUUCGCUUAAUUGUGACGUUGAAUUUGUAACUGUUUACUUAAAGUACCUGUUAACAGUAGAUCGCCUUUAAUUGUUUUUUUUAAUUUUUUAUGACCGAACGGCAGAUUAGUCGUUGUUCAUCAGAUUUAAAUUAAGUUUGAACAUGUGUAUACAAACAAAUGCUGUAUGUUAAAAGCACUUACAUUCAUUUAUUAAAGGUGUUAACUACUGUGUAGUAUGUACCCGAGUCCAUCUCACACAGUGCAAAGGUACAAGUGACUAACAUUUAAAAAAAAAAAAUAAAAAUUACAUGGUUUCAUUGUAUUUACACAAAUGUUUUAAUCAAAAAAAAUUUUGACAUUAAAAGUCGCAUUUAGAAGUACUGGUCGGUGCUCAGCAACAGCUUGGGGAGGGGGGAGCGCAGUGCUGCUACACUGUCUUAAUUUUUUCUUUCUUUUUUCUAAGCUAACUUUAAUGUACCUUGAUCCUGGUAGUCAGCCCGUGGCUAGUCCCCCGCUAUCACCCCCUCCUCGCUGUCCCUGCAUCCCUGUAAGUGGGACUGAAGAAAAAGCUAAAGAUUUAUUGUAAUUAACAGGCUGCAGUCGGACAGGCCUCGCCUUGUACUGCCUCUCGGUAAUGAAUUGCUAAAGGCUUUGUUGGCAUGGAAUCUGUCACAGACUGCUGACUGUGUAGGUUGGCUAUUGACCUGUCUGGAGCACGUUGUUUUAGCCAAGCUGCAACUGUAAUACGGAAACCACAGUAGCGAGCGCGCCAGAAGAAGGGGUGACUGGGUGCACGUCAAACUUUCACGGCUCAUGAGGAAAUUUGGCC